This is a messenger RNA of Micropterus dolomieu (smallmouth bass), 709 nucleotides long. It is a transcript of the gene s100w, whose product is annotated as S100 calcium binding protein W. The transcript is spliced from 3 exons. The record is from RefSeq and is a predicted model, not a curated record. Bases 118 to 447 code for a protein of 109 amino acids. NCBI's taxonomy places the organism in Eukaryota, Metazoa, Chordata, Actinopteri, Centrarchiformes, Centrarchidae. Gene Ontology annotation, molecular function: calcium ion binding; transition metal ion binding.
GCCGCAGUGUAUGUCUGCUCUUUAAGAGGAGGCUCUCCUCUCAGUCUGACAACAGUCUCAUCUGGGACAGCUGGUGACACGGACGGGAUCUCUCUUGGGGAACGUUAACUCGAAGCCAUGGCUCGUCUGGAACAAGUCAUCACGAACAUUGUUGAUAUAUUUCUGGAGUAUGCUGAUGAUGGAGGCAAGAAACGCCAAUUAAACAAAGAUGAGUUCAAGAAGGUCCUGCAGCAAGAAAUACAAAGCCCUGAGUUAAAAGAUAAAAUCAGUGCAGAUGACAUUGAUGAAGCCAUUGAGUUGAUGGAUAAAAACCAUGAUGGCGAGGUCAACUUCCGAGAGUUUUGCCGGUGUGUGUGUGUACUGGCCAAAUGCUACUACCAGAAGAAGACGGGCAAGGGUGGCAAGAGAGUCAAGGGCAAAGAAGAAGAAGGUGAACAAGAAGAGUGAAGAUUAACUACAAACCCUUAAAAUGUUUGAAGCACCAUAACGUAUUUUGAAAAUAUUUUAUGGCAUAUACAUACGUGACACUGCUGAACCUGAAGACAGAUGGGGGUAUUAGACUGGUAUUAGACCAUUUGCACAUCCAUCAAGGCUUUUAUUUGUGUUCUAUUAUUGCAGUAUUCACUGUUGUCACAUCUCUGAAAACUGGUUCUCAAAAAACAUUGCUUUCAAUACUUCCUUUCAAUUAAAUAAAAACUGUGAAAUUUGA